AUGGCAGGCGCCUACGUUCCCGGCGUGCCAGGGCCUGGGGAGCUUGCGUUUCCUGCGCAAGUUACCUUGGAAGCGCGAAUGGAUGCUCAGACCUCUCGAUGUACCCUGGAGGCAGAACAGCAUGUUAUGGGGUUGAUCAUCUCCCAGAGAGCCGCUGGUAGAAAACAAAUGGUAAAGUUGUGUCGCCUCCAGACAUGGAGAGCGCGACGGGUACUAGACUAUGCCGGAUCAAUGGUACAACCACCCAGCCACGGCAAGCUCUGGGAAGAUCUGGGGAAGCAUUGCAUGGAGCGGUUUCAUGUUCUAGUGAGCAAAGUGGAAAAAUUUGCGACUCUCCUCAAAGAGACAUUAAACAAGAGUAGCUAUAGCUACAAUGUUUACAUGCAUGGAUCCUCGGUUUCAAGAAGUGGGAGCAAAAACCCUGCAAGUAAACUUCACAUUUCUCCUUGCUUCUGGCAGCUAUCGUUCAUAUUCACUCCUGGAUCUUCAACCCCACAGCUACCAGCACCGGUAGAUGACUGGUCACUGCAACAUCGCAUCCAAUCUUUCGACGACUGA
This is a messenger RNA of Paracoccidioides brasiliensis Pb18, 558 nucleotides long. RefSeq lists its product as uncharacterized. The record is from RefSeq and is a predicted model, not a curated record. Bases 1 to 558 code for a protein of 185 amino acids. The transcript has 3 exons.